Molecule: messenger RNA, 1257 nt
Organism: Strongyloides ratti
Lineage: Eukaryota; Metazoa; Nematoda; Chromadorea; Rhabditida; Strongyloididae
Product: Glycoside hydrolase, clan GH-D family and Glycoside hydrolase, family 27 and Glycosyl hydrolase, family 13, all-beta domain and Aldolase-type TIM barrel domain and Glycoside hydrolase, superfamily domain-containing protein
Exons: 3
Coding region: 1-1257 (418 amino acids)
Biological process (GO): glycosylceramide catabolic process; glycoside catabolic process; oligosaccharide metabolic process
Cellular component (GO): cytoplasm
Molecular function (GO): alpha-galactosidase activity
Source: RefSeq, a predicted model, not a curated record
AUGUUAAAUAUCUUACUUUUGUUAUUUUUUAUAUUUAUACUUACUAUUAAUGGACUAGAGAAUGGUUUAGCAAGACUUCCACCUAUGGGAUGGAUGUCAUGGACAAAAUUUUAUUGUGAAACUGAUUGUGAAAGGCAUCCAUUUAGUUGUAUUAAUGAGAAUCUUUAUAUGGAUAUGGCUGAUGCUAUGAUUGAACAUGGAUAUAAAGAUGUUGGUUAUGAAUAUAUUCAUGUUGAUGAUUGUUGGACUGAAAAAAAUAGAGAUAGUAGUGGAAAGUUGGUUGCUGAUAAGAUAAGGUUUCCUUCAGGUAUUCCUGCUUUAGCUAAAUAUGUACAUGAAAAAAAUCUUAAAUUUGCUAUAUAUGGUGAUAUUGGAACAUUAACAUGUGGAGGAUAUCCAGGAACAUUAAAACAUGAAUUAAUUGAUAUAGAAACAUUUAAAGAAUGGAAAGUUGAUUAUUUAAAGUUAGAUGGUUGUAAUAUUGAUGAAGAUGAAAUGGCAAUACGUUAUCCAUUAGUUAGUAAAUAUUUAAAUGGGACAAAUAUUGUUUAUAGUUGCAGCUGGCCGGCAUACCUUAUACAAAAACCAGAGAAGGUUAAUUAUACAGUUAUUGCAAAUUAUUGUAAUUUAUGGAGAAACUUUGAUGACAUAAAUAGAAGUUGGAAAAGUAUACUUAGUAUUAUUGACUAUUAUGUUGCAAAUCAAGACAAAUUGAUACCUGUAAAUGGGCCAGGUAGAUGGAAUGAUCCAGAUAUGAUAAUUGUUGGAAAUACUGAAAUAACAGUUGAUCAAUCAAAAGUACAAAUGACAAUUUGGAGCAUCUGGUCUUCACCAUUAAUCAUGUCAAAUGAUUUACGUAUCAUACCAGUAGAGUAUAAAGAAAUCCUUCAAAAUGAAGAUGUAAUAGCAGUUGACCAGGAUCCUCUUGGUAUAAUGGGACGAAUGAUAUUUAAUGUUAGUAAUAUUCAGGUAUUUGUUAAACCAAUGACACCAUAUGACAGUGAAAGAAAACUUUUUUCUUAUGCUGUAGCUAUAUUUAAUAGAGGUACACAUGAAUUAGAAACAGCAAUUGAAUUAGAUAAAAUUGGUCUUACAAACAAAGAAGGAUAUGUAUUUAAAGAUUUAUGGGAGCAUAAAAGAAAAGGAAUUUUAUAUCCAAAUGAUAAAUUGAAGGUCAUUGUACCACCAACAGGUGUUGUAUUUUAUAAAGCAUCCCUUCCAAACAUGAUACUUAAAAAAGAUUUUGAAGAUUUUUAA